Messenger RNA from Lathyrus oleraceus (garden pea), 738 nucleotides. RefSeq lists its product as uncharacterized. The transcript has 3 exons. The record is from RefSeq and is a predicted model, not a curated record. Lineage: Eukaryota; Viridiplantae; Streptophyta; Magnoliopsida; Fabales; Fabaceae. The coding region runs from base 1 to 738 and encodes 245 amino acids.
AUGGAGUUUUUAGAUGAAGACGUGCUGGAUGUCACUCCUCUCUCUGUGAUACCAGGUGACGCACCAGGACCUUCUUCCAUGGCUGGAAGUAAGAAAGGUAACAUUUCUGAUAAAUCUCCUCAUCAAGAGAACAUGCACUAUGUUGGUCGUACCAUUAGGAACCUAGUUACUAGGAUUCUGAAUGAAGGGCAUGCAGUAAAGGGUGUCUUUACCCCUCUGUCCAGAACGGACCCAUCAUUUGAGGUGGAACCCCAAGCUGAGAAAGAUGAUGAAUCAUCUAGAUCAGAAAAAGAAGGGGCUGCUGAAGGGUUAUGUUCUAUAGGUAAAAACUUACCUAGCAAGAAACCAGCAAGUAUGUCUCAUGAGCCUACUGAGAAUGUUGUUAAUCUGGAGGAAGAGAGUUUAGAGGAAGAGGAUGACACUUUGGUUCACCAUGUAAAACCAAAUGCUACUAGGAAAUUAGAGACUAGAAAAGGGAAGACUAUGGCUGAAAUGAUGACAGCCAGGACUAGGAAGAAGACUGCUGGUGUUGUUAAGAAGUCUCCAGGCAAAGUUGCAGCUGUGCACUUAGAUAACAUCUCUUUUCACUUAGAAGGUGGUGUUGCAAAAUGGAAGUUUGUCAUUCAGAGGAGGGUAGCGGUUGAAAGAGAGCUGGGAAAAGAGGCUGUUAAGGUCAAGGAAUUAAUGGAGUUAAUUAAGGAGCGGCAGGGAAUUCUGCAAGGUGUUUGUAAGAGGUAG